Gongylonema pulchrum is the source of this 341-nucleotide messenger RNA. NCBI's taxonomy places the organism in Eukaryota, Metazoa, Nematoda, Chromadorea, Rhabditida, Gongylonematidae. The record is from the annotation of a GenBank genome assembly.
AUAGACCUGUUAUCAUCAAACUCGGAUAGAGCCAUUGUCAGUGCCCAAGCGAUGCUACGUGGAUUUUUCCCAGCUGACAGCAAGGAUGAUCAGUGGUUAAAUGGCGAGUUGUGGCAGCCGCUACCAUUCCAUACGGGUCCCAUGGAUGCUGCAGAUGCCGUUAGUUUUAUUGUUCUGAAUGUUAGGGGAUUGCUGCCUUUGUUUGAGGCUCUUAAAGUGAAUCACGUUUCGCAGGUCUCUGAAGCAAUUCAUAAUGAACGAGCUUGCCAGCGAUUGGUUUGCAUCUUUUUUAGAGAUUUGUUUCGAGAUCGUAAGCUACUGUAUUUAUUAUACUGCUAACA